Myripristis murdjan (pinecone soldierfish) is the source of this 10275-nucleotide messenger RNA. It is a transcript of the gene ep400, whose product is annotated as E1A binding protein p400. The transcript is spliced from 53 exons. The coding region runs from base 223 to 9591 and encodes 3122 amino acids. The record is from RefSeq and is a predicted model, not a curated record. Lineage: Eukaryota; Metazoa; Chordata; Actinopteri; Holocentriformes; Holocentridae. Gene Ontology annotation, molecular function: chromatin binding; ATP binding. Gene Ontology annotation, biological process: DNA repair. Gene Ontology annotation, cellular component: NuA4 histone acetyltransferase complex; Swr1 complex.
ACACGAAAGGUUGCCGCCGUCGCCAUGUUUCUGAAUGAGAUUAGCCCAAAACAUUGAAUAGUCACCAGCAAUAUCGAUAUUUUAUUUUUUCGCCUAAUAGCUUUUGUUAUAGCUCGUGUGUUUUUGUAAAUAUGACUUAGGAUUUAUGAAACGAAUACAGAGGCUUCAUUCCCUGUAAGUAACCUCGAUUAUUUUACUUAGGCAUAGUAACAGUGUCACGCAAUGCACCAUGGAAGUGGAUCACAGAAUAUGCAACGGCAACUCCAGAGAUCCAAGUCUGUCAGUGGGUCUGAGGCAGAAGAGCAGCAGCAGCAGCAGCCAACCAUGGCAGCUACUCAGCAGCAAGCUACAGCUAACCACCCCCAAUCUCCUGUGACCACAUUUACCUCUGCAGCCAGCCCUUCAGCCCCCCAGUCCCCUAAUUACCAGAUAAUAAUGAGUCGCAGUCCUGUCACUGGCCAGAACAUGAACAUCACCUUACAGAAUGUGGGUCAGAUGGUGACUGGCAACCAGCAGAUCACCCUAACCCCACUCCCUAUCCAGAACCCAGCGUCCCCCGGGUUCCAGCAUACUACCCCUCAAUGGAGGUUUGAGCAUGCUUCAUCCUCCUACAUUCAGGUCACCUCACCUGUACCCCAGCCCAUGCAGCCUCAGAGUCCUACCCAGCACAGUCCAGUCCCACUGCAGGGAGUGACACGACCAGGAGCCCCUGCAGCAGCAUUGGGUGUGUGUGGACAGAGUCCGACACGUUUUGUUGAGGCUGGCAUGUUGGUGCGGCAAAUCAGCUUGGGCAGCCCAUCUGGAAGUAGCCACUUUGUGUAUCAAGAAGGGCUUGCCCAGCUUGCUCCAGCCACACCUGGCCAGGUACAGCUGGCCUCCCCGGGAGCACCAGGCUCUGUGAGGGAACGCAGGCUCUCUCAGCCCCACUCACAAACUGGAGGCACCAUCCACCACCUAGGACCUCAAAGCCCUGUGGCUACUGGCACUGCUCUGCCCACUCUGAGCAGCCCUGGCCACAUCACCACUUCCAACCUACCUCCACAAAUCAGCAGUAUCAUUCAAGGACAGCUGGCACGCCCUAUGAUAUUUGAGAAGACUCCACAGGGUGUUGUUACUGGAGUAGGAACAGCUGCCACAGCAUCAUUUAGUAUACCCACCUCCAUUCCACCUUCCAGCCCAUCCCUCACUAAUCCUCCACAAGGGAUUCCCAACAACCCUCUCACACCCACCAGUAUGGUAGUGGGCACCAUGAAGAAGCAGACACCCAAGAAGUUAGAGGAAAUUGCCCCCUCCAACCCAGAAGUUGCCCAGCUGAGGAAACAGUGCUUAGAGCAUCACACCAAGAAGAUGGAGAGCCUGAAGGAGGUGUUUAAAGACUAUCUCAUUGAGCUUUUCUUUCUCCAGCACCUCCAGGGGAACAUGAUGGACUACCUGGCUUUUAAGAAGAAGCCCUGUGUUCCCUUGUAUACCUACUUAAGACAAAAUGACUUGGACCUUGAAGACGAGGAAGAAGAAGAAGAACAGUCUGAGGUCAUUAAUGAUGAGGUGAAGGUUGUCACUGGAAAGGAUGGGCAAGCAGUGACACCAGUUGCCAUAGCAACGCAGCUUCCACCUAAUGUUUCUGCAGCUUUCUCUGCCCAGCAGCAGUUUCAGGGUCAUGCAGGGGCUGCUGCUGGCACUAUCUCAAACCCAGGAGACAUGGAUGCCUUUAAGAGGCAACAGGCUAUGGUGCAAGCAGGCGGGAUGCCGCCAACUCCCCAGGCAGUCCAGAUUGCAGGACAGAAGCAGAACCAGCAACAAUAUGACCCGUCCAAAGGGCCACCAGUCCAGAAUGCUGCCAGCCUGCACACUCCACCCCCUCAGCUGCCGGGCAGGCUGCCCCAGGGUACCCUCCCCAUGCCAGGCUUGCCCAUGGCUCUCUCCCAGCAGCCUCAGCUAGUGGAGAGUACAGUCCAUCCAGGUGGUCAGCUGCAGGCCCAGGUGAAGGUGCAGGCCAGUGGAUCCAUCCUGGCUCCAGUCAACCCCCACACUCAGCUCCAGGCCCAGCUCCAGCAGCAGAUGCAGCCUGGCCUUCACCUGCAGAUGCAGGCUCAGCAGCAGCAGUCCCAGGCGAUGCUGCAGUCAGGACAAGCGACGGUUGCCCUUGCUCGCCCUGGUACAGAGUCAAACCAGCCUGUCCAGAGGAUCAUGACCAACUCUUUACCCAUGUCGUCCAUGUCUUCUGCCACCCUCUCUGCUCCCAACUCUGUUCCAUCCCCACACACUGCGAGCCCUCACCGCCCCCCUGGCUCUAACAUCAACCCAGGCACCCAGUCCAAACUGGCUGGGACCAAUGGUAUAUCUGCGGUCAAAAUUGGAGGCUUUGGUCAGAGUGCAGCUAUGCAGUCCUCACAGGACGGGUCCCAGGAUAAACAGGUUGAGCAGGCCAAAUUGGAGACCCAGGUGCAUCAGCGCAUCUCUGAGCUGAGGAAGGAAGGCCAAUGGUCAGCCAGUAGGCUGCCUAAGCUCAUGGAGGCCUCUCGUCCAAAGUCUCACUGGGACUACCUGUUGGAGGAGAUGCAGUGGAUGGCGGCUGAUUUUGCCCAAGAGAGAAGGUGGAAAGAGGCUGCUGCCAAGAAGCUUGUUCGUACCUGUGCCCGUUAUCAUCAAGAACAGAAGAAAAGUGAAGAGAGAUCAAAGAAAGAGGAGGAAAUUCAUCUUCGUCACAUUGCUAGCACAAUUGCUCGGGAGGUGGAAUUCUUCUGGUCUAACAUUGAACAGGUUGUAGAAAUUAAACUCCAAUUUGAAAUCUAUGAGAAGAGACUGAAAGUGCUCAGCCUACAGAAAGCUUCAGGAUCUGCUCCCUUCCCAGGAGAGAAACCUGACAAAGAGGAGCCAACCACUUCAGCUAAGAAAAGAAAAUUCACCUCAUCUUUGGCUGAUGAAGAAGUCCCAGAUGAAGAGAGUACUAUAGAGGAACAGGAAACCAUGGAGGAUGAAGCAGACCACAAGGCAGAGUUGGCUGACCUGGCCAAAGAUGCUGAGAUGCCUCUGGAUGCUCUGGUGAAGCAGUAUGCUGGCGCCUAUGCUGACAGCUUUCAGUGGCCUCAGCCCAGUCUUCAAAGUGAUGAAGAUGACAUGGAGGAGACAGAAGAGACUGAGUGUCGUGAGGGCAGUUCCCAUGAGGCAGUGGCGAUUGACUCCCUGCUCAGUGUGGACCAGUACCGUGGGGCCGACAAGGCCAGCUCUUCUGACACUGAUGGCAAGUCCAUCAGAGACAUAGCUGAAGUGGCUGCUUCCACAGAGCUCAUUCUGCCCAAGGGCAGCGCCAGGACCACCUCCUCUACUCGCAGCCCAGCUCCUUUUCUACUGCACGGUUCGCUGCGAGAGUAUCAGCAAAUUGGUGUCGACUGGCUGGCAAACCUUCACAAGAAACACCUCAAUGGCAUACUAGCUGACGAGACCGGCCUUGGCAAGACUGUCCAGACUGUGGCUUACAUGGCCCAUUUAGCUGGCCAAGAGGGCAUCUGGGGACCGCACCUCAUUGUGGUGAGGACGUGUAAGUUGCUGAACUGGGAGAUGGAGUUCAAGCGCUGGUGUCCUGGCCUCAAGAUCCUCUUGUAUUUCGGCAACAGACGGGAGCGCAGAUCUAACAGAAUGUGGUGGGCAGAAGCCAAUAGCUUCCAUGUAUGUGUGACAUCCUACAAGCUGCUGCUUAAGGACCAGAGCCACUUUCUGAGGAGAACGUGGCGGCAUCUGGUCCUGGAUGAGGUGCAGCAUAUCAAAAACAUGACAGAGAAACACUGGGAAACCAUCUUUGCUCUCAGAAGUGAGCAGAGGAUUCUACUCAUCAACACCCCGCUACAGAAUACCCUCAAGGAGCUGUGGACCAUGAUUCACUUUCUUCUGCCAGGAAUCACCAGGUCCUAUUUGGACUUUCCUGUCAAGGAAGGCACAGACCAGAACCAGGACUACUGCCAUAAAUUGGUCAUCCGUCUGCACAGGAUGAUUCAGCCCUUCAUUCUGAGGCGCUCCAAAAGGGAUGUGGAGAAGCAGCUGCCGAAGAAGUACGAGCACAUCCUCAAGUGCCGUCUGUCCAGCAGACAGAAGAGCCUUUAUGAGGACAUCCUUACACAGCCAGGAGCCCAGGAGGCCCUGAAGACAGGUCAUUUUGUCAGCGUGCUUCAGGUCCUGAUGCAGCUGCAGCGGGUGUGUAACCACCCUGACCUGGUGGCUCCCAGAGAGACCAGCAGCUCCUACUACUGCUCCUCUCUGCAGUACAACACCCCAUCACUGGUGCUUGGAGCAUUGCAGACAGACCCAUGGAAGACGGUGGACCUGUCAAUAUUUGACCUCAUUAGCAAUGAGAACAGACUGACAGCCUAUAAGACAAAGGAGGCGGUCCCUAAACUGAAGAUGACACAACAGCUCAUAGAGGAGAUCUACUCUGCUCCUGAUCCACCUACUCGGCCCAAACCAUGCAAGAUUAAACCGAUGAAGCUGUUCCAGCCAGUGCAGUAUGGGACAAAGCCAGAAGGUCGCCUGGUAACCCUCACCAGUGGUGUAGGCCAGCGUCCGCCAACCACAAUGUCAGCCACUACCACCACCAGCCAGCCAACCCAGAGCAGGGGCAAGUCCCCUGUCACCACUACAACAACAACGACCGCUUCUCAGGCGAUUGGAACAGCUACUCAGAGAGCCCAGACUACCUCUCCUGUCAGCAGCAGCAGCAGCAACAUUGCCACCUCCUCUCUAGCCUCCUCUGGGAGCAGCGGCCUUGGGCAGCAUGUGUUGGGGGCUGCCCCUGUGGCCCUGGGCCAGACUCUGGCUGGCACGGUUGUGGGCUCUAUGACUCCCAUCAGCCAGCCUGGCAUAGCGCAGGUCCCCAGGCCAGCUCUAGCCCCCAGCCAUGCCAUCCAGCCCAGCUUACUGUCCCAGAGGCUGGUUCUUACAUCCCAGGCCCAGGCACGGUUGCCUAGUGGAGAUGUGGUGAAGAUUGCCCAGCUGGCCAAUAUAGCUGGCAGUCAGAAUCGUAUCUCCCAGCCAGAGACUCCCGUCACACUGCAGUUCCAGGGCAACAAGUUCACGCUGUCCCCCAGCCAGCUCCGCCAGCUCACAACCGGCCAACCCUUGCAACUUCAAGGCAAUAUCCUGCAGAUUGUGUCAGCGCCAGGGCAGCAGAUCCUCAGGCCUCAGGGCUCCAUGGUAAUGCAGACAGUACCACAAGCUGUGCCCGUCUCCAACUCCUCCUCAGCUACACCAGGCACACCUCAGCCUGCCACAUCCACUGCCCAGCCAGCCAUGGGUAUGUCUACAAAUGCCACAGCAGUAGCCUCAAAGCCCACUGCUGCAGCUCCUGCUGCCCCCCAGGAGUCUUCAGAGGAGAAGACCCAGCAGGUCAAGGAGCGCCUGAGCCGCCUGUUCGAAGCCAAUGAGCGCCGCUGCAGCCGCUGGGUGCUGUAUGGAUUGGACCUGGUGCAGGCAUGCACCGUGAGCUCAGAGCCCAGUCACACAGCUCUGACUGCCGGAGGCUGGAAGUGGGUGGGAAGGGAGAGCUGUCUCAGGGCCCAGAGGACCUGCAUCGCCACCACCUCUACACUGCAGUCCACACUGCUGUCUGUGGAGCAGCGCCUGGAGGCUGCCAACAGCCUUGUCAAGAGACUGUCAUGUGUGGUGCCUGCUGCUGUAGCCCUCCCUCCUCACCUGUAUGCAGCUAAUCCCCCAGUUCCCUACAGCCUCGGGAAGAAAUCGUUUGGCCGUAGGGUUCAGGAGGCCGCUGCCCCCCACACCACUGAGAUCCAUCGGCUGGCAUCUAGACGCCUCUUACACUUUCCUGACCUGCAGCUAAUGCAGAUGGAUUCAGGCAAAUUGGAGGCCCUGGCCAUUCUGCUCCAGAAGCUGAGGUCAGAGAACCGCCGUGUGCUCAUCUUUACUCAGAUGAUGAAGAUGAUGGACAUCCUGGAGGCCUUCCUAGACCACAGGCAGCUCACCUAUGUGCGGGUAGAUGAAAGCCUCACUCCUGAGGAACGACAGGAAAACAUGAAGAGGUUUAACAGGAACAGGCAGGUGUUCUGCAGCAUCCUGACCAACCGCUGCUGCUCUGCGGUGGGCUCCGUGUUUGAUGCUGACACUAUCAUAUUCUACGACACCGACCUCAACCCAAGCAUGGAUGCCCGCACCCAGGAGUGGUGUGACAAAAUUGGACGCUCCAAAGACAUACACAUAUACAGGCUGGAGAGUGGGAACUCCAUUGAAGAGAAGCUGCUGAAGAAUGGCACCAAGGACCUGAUCAGAGAGGUGGCUGCUCAGGGCACUGAUUACACCCUGGCUUUCCUCACACAGCGCACAAUCCAGGAUCUGUUUGAGGUAGAGGCAGGCUCAGGGGAGAAAGUGGAGGAAUUUGUGGUGCUGCACCAGGAGCCAUCACCCUCUGAGGCCAUCUCUCCCCGAGUAGCUAGACCCUACAUUCAGGCACUCCACAGCAUCAACCUGGACUCCCUGCCUGAGCAGCAGCAGCAGCAGCAAGAGUUAGACGAGAAGGUUGAAUGCAAGGAGGAAGUAGAUGAGCAUUUGGAGAAGGAGAGGCAGGUUAAGGAAGAGCCUGCUCAGAUAGAAGAGCUCAAUGCAGUUAUGGAACAGCUCACACCGAUUGAGCGGUAUGCUCUGCAUUAUCUUGAGUACCUUCAUGUCAGUGACGACGAGAGCAUUCUCAAGGAGCGAUUGGAGUGUGCAAAGAGAGGCUGGGAGCUGCAGCAGCUGCAGAAGUUAAAGACUGAGAAGGAGGAGAGACAAAUCAUUGAGGGAGAUGAAGAUCUUUUCACCUACACCAGAGAGGAUGCCUACAACAUGGAAUACGUAUUUGAUGCAGAAGAUGGCCACACUGAAAUAAUGCCGCUUUGGACUCCACCCACGCCACCACAGGAUGACAACGACAUAUACAUUGACUCUGUGAUGUGCCUGAUGUAUGACACCACACCCAUGCCAGAGUCCAAACUGCCUCCUAUCUACGUCCGUAAGGAGCACAAGAGACUCAAGAUGGACCCCUCAGCAGUAGCCAGGAAGAAGAAGAAGGGCCACGGGGAGACGGUCAUUCCUCCGCGCUCCCUCUUUGAAAAGGCCAGCAUGCUUAAAGUUCGCCGCGAGGGCAAGGACCAGAAAAAGAACUUCUCCCUCAAGCAGCAGGCGCCCUUUGCCAAGCCUCUGCCCUCUCUGGUUAAGCCAGCCAUGGAGGCCGGCCAGGACAACCCAGAGUGGCUCAUCAGCGAGGACUGGGCUCUGCUUCAGGCUGUGAAGCAGCUGCUGGAGCUGCCUCUGAACCUGACAAUUGUAUCUCCUGCGCACACCCCGAACUGGGAUCUUGUGAGUGAUGUGGUCAACUCCUGCAGCCGCAUCUACCGAUCACCCAAACAGUGUCGCAGCCGCUACGAGAAUGUCAUCAUUCCCAGAGAAGAGGGCAAGUUGGUGUAUGAGGCUAACCCCAAGAAGAAAACCAAGAGUAUAUACAAGUCAAAGAACAGCCGUCCCCUACGGACCUGUCAGAUCUAUACACAGGAUGACAACGCCUCUCACAUUCAGCUAUACAAUAGCCGCUUUGAACUCAUGAAGAUCAUUGCCAGUAAGAGGAGCCCACCCAUCAAACCACUGCUGGGCAUGAACCCAUUCCAAAAGAACCCCAAACACGCCUCCGUCCUUGCAGAAAGUGGGAUCAGCUAUGACAAGCCGCUGCCUCCCAUUCAGGUGGCAUCUCAGCGAGCUGAGAGGAUUGCCAAGGAGAAGAAGGCCCUUGCAGAGCAGCAGAGAGCUCAGCAGCUGGCCCAGCAGCAGCAGGCUGGAGCCCCACAGGCCCAGGCAGCACCCGGCCAGGCCCAGGCCGCCGCGGCUGGCCAGGCUCAGGCACCAGGGGUUCCACAGGCUGCCGCGGUGGCUGGAGCUGCUGCUGUGCCCAAUGCAGCCGUUCUGGCAGGAGCCAUAAAAAAUGCCACUGUAGGCACAACCAUCCAGGCUGCUACUGUUGGGGGCAACGUGAUUGUGAACACAGUGGCUGGAGUUCCUCCAAGCCCCUUCCAGGCCAACAAACGCCUGGCAUCUCCAGUCAUACCAGGCACCCUGUCUCCUGCUGGUGCAGCAGGUGCCCAGGUGGUUCACGCUCAGCAGAGGGCCGUACCUGCUGCAGCUGCCCCCACUGAGGUUGUCGCUAUAGCCACAGGCCAGGGUGUCCGAGCUGUUACCCCAGUGACGGCAUCUGCGGUGGUCUCUACCACUCUGAGCCCUCAGGCACAGGUCACUGGUCGCUCACUGGUCACUCAGGUCACACCAGCCCCAGGCAUGCAGCUGCCUCAGAGCAAGCCUUUCAACCAGGCCCACCUCCAGAUGCUUCGCCAGCAGCAGCUCCAGCAGCAGCAGCAACAGCAACAGCAGCAGCAGCAGCAGCAAGCUGCCUCACCACAGAUCAAAGCUGUGGGCAAACCCCAGGAGCUGUUAAAAAUGCAGAAGCAGAAGCUGCAGCAGCAGCAACAGCAGCAGGUGGCAGCAGCAGUGGCAGCAGCAGCAGCUCAGGGCCAGCAGGCUGCAGGGGCCCAGCAGGCUGCCCAGGUGCAGUCUGCUCAGGCAGCCCAGGCCAACCCCCAGCUGGCAGCAGUGGCGGCUCCCAGACCUGGGGCCGUGCUGACUGGCGCCACUGUGACCAACCUUCAAGUGGCCAGGCUGACUCGUGUACCCACGCAGGGUCAGAUCCAGGCCCAGGCAGCACAGACAGCCCAAGUAACUCUCACCAAGCCUCCAGUGGUCUCUGUGCCAGCUGUGGUGUCGUCUGCUGGCGUCACCACCCUGCCAGUCACUGUGGCAGGCCUCAGUGUAGCGAUCGGCCAGGCACAGAAAACUGGUGGGCCAGUGCUGACGCCGCCCUUCCCCCAGAUGCAGGUUCAGCAGGUCCAGCAGUUCCUCCAGAUGAAAAAGCAACAGCAGCAGGCAGCUGUCCAGGCAGCAGCCGCAGCCCAGCAGAAAGCAGGGCAGCCACAGCAAGGACAGGCCACGGUCCAGCAGAAGAUUGGCACCCAGCAGGUGACAGUUCAGGCGGCCCAGCCAGCCCAGCAGCAGCAGCAGAAAGUAACCUAUGCUGCCACCACCCAGCUUCAACCAGGAAUCAAGACCCAGUUCUUCACUACCCCCAUCGCCCAGGCUCAGAAAGCCACUGGAGCGCAGCAGAUCCAGGUGGCUAAGCUCCCACAGAUAGUGCAGCAGCAGCCCACUGUGGCCAAUAUUCAGCAAAUUGUGUCUUCUCCCCAGCAGAUUCAGGCCCAGCCUCAGACAGUGGCGUUGACCCCAGCAGCCACGUCGGCCCCUGCUCAGGUCCAGAUGAUCCCCGCUGGGACGGCGACAGCCCAAGUGGUCCAGCAGAAGAUCAUCCAGCAGCAGGUGGUGACGGCAGCAGCCACUUCACCCCAGAUCCAGACCCCUCCUCCCCACAGCCCUGCCCAGCAGCCAGCGGCGCCUCCCGCUGCCGAGUCCCCGGUGCAGCAGCCCGCUCAGCCUCAGCAGUCCACCAAGAGUCAGGCUCGCCAGGGCGGCAUGAGGGCCAAAGCCCCUGCCAAGCCCAGCGGUGGGACCAGCUAGAGGGGGCUCAAGCGAAACUGGCUAACUGGCAUUAGUACACUCAAAGAAAGUCUACACCAUUUGAUCCAGUACAGAUGUAGCUGUACUGGAUCAGCAUCGUCACUUCAGAACUCAUUUGAGGAAAUGUGGAAUGUUCUUUGAAGAUUAUCACAAUCUUACUCAAAUUCAUCUCCACCCUUAUUUCAGAUCUACUGCCCAACACAACAUCAUCAUCAUCAGAUCAGAGAGCGAUAUCUGUCAUGCCUUCAAAUUGAUGAUUAUAAUGUUAUCACUCCAUAGAUAUCCUGUUGCCAGGGCCUAUGGGUAAUUCUGCCUUGGGGAAUGAACAGUCCAUUAGAAUAAGUGUAUUCAUCCAUAGUCCCUUUUAUGAUGUCUGUAAUUCCCUUGUUGUUUAUAGAUAUUGAAUGGAAAAUAAUGCACGUUCCUUUAGUCAUUCAUUUAUGUUUUUUUUAUUGUAACAAAUACACUGUAAACAUGUACUUUAGUAUUUUGUGUUUUCUCAUAAAUGUCUUUUUUUUAUUGAUGUCAAAGAAAAACACCUGUAAAUAACAAUGGAAAACAUUUGUACUUGUAAAGUAGUUGUGUUUUCAUUGGAUUUUUUCAGCCUAAUUGUAAUAAAGUGUUUUGUUUUUAUACACAAAUUCACCUUUCCCUUUCAUCUUUCAUUAAAUCCCUCGUGAGUAA